This is a messenger RNA of Dunckerocampus dactyliophorus (ringed pipefish), 3202 nucleotides long. RefSeq names its product c19h1orf109 homolog (H. sapiens) (gene airim). The transcript is spliced from 4 exons. Gene Ontology annotation, cellular component: nucleus; cytoplasm. NCBI's taxonomy places the organism in Eukaryota, Metazoa, Chordata, Actinopteri, Syngnathiformes, Syngnathidae. Bases 154 to 762 code for a protein of 202 amino acids. The record is from RefSeq and is a predicted model, not a curated record.
AUCGGCUACAAGCAACAUGGGCACGUUUGUGAUGUGAUUCUAAUAUUCGCUUAUAUAUAACGUAUAUUGUUUUUCAAAGCCAAAAUACAUUAUUGGUUCCGCGUGUGUUGCUGUCAAGUCGAAGUCGAUUCAUCCUUAAUAUUCGCUUACGAAAUGUCUAAAUCGGCACUUCUAACCCUUCAUCAAGCUUUGAGGAGAGGCUUCUGUAGUCUGGAAAGCAACCAACAACUGUGGACGAGCGUGUUGGCUGACUGCGUCCCUCUGGUGUCGUCCCUGGAGAACUUGACAGAGCAGUCGAGGGCGCUUUCCAACGUCCAGAUCUCCAACACGCCGCUGAAAGACUUUCCAGACCUGGAGGAGCUGCUGCGUUUCAAGAUCCUGCAAGCCAUGGAUACAGUGCUGUGCAAACUCCACGAGAAGAUGGCUUCACUCCAGUCGGUGAGAGAUGCCAUUAGCAACCAGGUCUCAACCGUCGUCCAGUUGUACGAGCAGAAUGCAGACAGCCUGGAUCUUCCGACCGUGACCGAGCGCUCGGCCGCCAUCCCAUCAGUCGUUGACAUGCUGGAGUGGCUGCAGGAUGCAGAACGUCACUACCAACGGCAAUUCUUGAGAAGGAAGACUCUUCUACACACACUAAGUACAGACAACCUCUCCCUUGUGGAAUCUUCCACCAAAAAAUGGAAAGACAUGGACACUCCCAGUGCGGAGGAUCACAUCACAGAUACACUUUGCAAAGUGUUCUUCUUUAUGGAGUCUUGCUAGGUGGAAGAAAAUGGACGGAAGUGGAACACGCACACUGACUGAACUGGAAUGAAGAAAAAGUGUUAAAAGGAAUAUCCUGUACUUGUGAGCCUCACAUGGACUAUAAAAAUGUGUUUUUUUUUAAGACCUGAUAGACAAAGCUCCUCCUGAGCUGCUACCUUAUUGUGGCUGAGGAGUUUGCGUGUCCAGAUGAUCCCAGGAGUUAAGUUGUCGGGGGGGUUUUAUGCCCCUGGAAGCGCCACCCAAGACAAACAGCUCCUAGGUGAGGGACCAGACAAAACAUAGCACAAAUUAGACCCUUACGAUGAGUAAAAAUAUUGGAUCAAGGUUUCCCUGGUGGCUGGGCCUACACCCAACACGGGUCCCCCUUCCAAUGAGAUCAAAGUGGAGACCCAGAACACGUUUAAGAGACUGUGUCUCUCUGGGAAUGUCUCGGGAGGAGCUGGACGAAGUCGCCGUUGAGGGGGGGAAGUCUGGGCUUCCCUGCUUAGGCUGCUGUCCCCGCCACCCGACCUCGGGUAAGCGGAAGAAGACGGAUGGAUGGACGGACAAAGUUCCCAUAUGUUUGGGUACCUCACACACAAUGAUCAGAACAGUUGCAGUAGACACACCUAAACAAAACGGAUUUAUUUCAAAGUGUAUGGAAAGUAAGUUGUCGUAAAACAAGCCAUCAUACAGUUUUUUGUUGUGAUGUAACAGGCACUAUGUUAAAUCAUGAAGACAAGCCGAUUAAAUACAUCAAUCAGGCAAAAAAUGGAUGAAUUCAAAUAUUAAUCACGGUAACUUGAAUGUGCUCUCCCCCUACACAUACUCUUUAAGUGGCAGACUGGUGGAUGUGAUGGUUUUUGGUAGAGUCGGAGCAGAAGCAGGCGAAUUAGCAAAGCUGCGGCCUAUGUAGCCCCUCCGGUACCCGCCGCCCCUCUCCGUCAGGGGACACGUGCUGCUCAACACGGCUCCACUGAUCAUCAGAAUAACCGCAGCGGCCCAGCCCAGGUAAAUAGCCUGACCCAGCUCUCGUUUGUGCAUCACGGGCACGUUGGGGUUGUAGAAAUCCUGGACGACUGUGUUAGCGGUCCAGGAAACGGGAACGAGAACACACAGGCCCGUCAGGAUGAAAAGAAUCCCGCCGGAGAGCGCGAUUGCCGCCUUGGCUUGGCGGUCAUCCCCGGCGCAGGUGGUGCACUUCAUGCCGCAGCAGGACACGGUGCAGGAGAGCCAACCCAUGAAAAUGGCCAAACACAUGAGGGCACGUGCGGCCUGGAUGUCUGGCGGCAAGGCCAGCAUGGAGUCGUACGUCUUACACUGCAUGUGACCUGUGGUUUGGUAGAUGCAGCUCAUCCAGAUGCCCUCCCAUUUGAUUUCUGACGUCAGGAUGUUGCUGCCGAUAAAGGCCGACACCUUCCACUGGGGCAAGGCGGUGACGGCUAUGGCCAUGAUCCAGCCGGUCACGGCACAGGUGAAGCUGAUCAGUUGCAGGCCAGUGUUCACCAUGGUGACACCAAGGGAUGAAACUUGGUUUAAGUCCACUUUUUUGGGGCGACGGCUUCUCCGCUCGCUGCGUUCUUCCCGGAUGAAUUGCUCCCACUUUCUCCUGCUAACAGACCCACUCACUUUCUCAUUCCUGAGCUCGACUCAAUGCAUUAUUGAGCAGCCGGUAGCUGUGCAGCCACCUGUGACCAGUUGCAGCCAAGUCCAGGUCUCGCGUCUUGAAAUGGAAUCCGGUAUUCCAAGUUUUAACAGCAACACGCGUCACCCUCACCUUGAUCGGUCAGAGCGAAAAUGAGAAAAGAUCUUGCAAAAAAAAAAAGAACCCAUCUCCAGUAAAUCCAUUGGACGCUGUGGACAACAAGCACUCAGGGAUCCGAGCCUUGAUGAAGCCACUUCAGCUGCUUGGCUUUACCCUUCCCCCCCGCUUACAGGAGGCGCUUCUGUCUUCCAAACUGAAAGAGCAGCACUGAACACCCCCAAAAACACAGAUGCUGGGGGUGGGAGGAGAGUAGAAGGGGGUAACAAAAGGGAGGCAGGAAUAGAUAGAUGGGCAUAGAGCGGUUACCAUAGGUGGAUCAGUUAACACAAAGACAACAUAAUGGGGGGCCUCCACAACGGGGAUUACACACGGUUUUACCCUGUACAUUGUUCAUUAAAGAGGAGCUUUUCACUUUCCCUUUUCUAGGACAAAGCCAUAACAGUCACCCAGGAGGCGAUGUCUUUGUUUUGGUUGAAUAGAUUGUUUAUUGUGAAAUAUAAUCGCAUUUAAAGCAACGGCCUUCUAUCUCACCUGCAUUAUGUACUCUAAACCUCAACAUCCUAAUGAAUUAAACAUCAUGGCACCAAGAUCUGUGUUUCAGGUUUCCUUUCUCCUGUACCUCUGCUCACCUAGGUAACGGUGGUCAUGGCAACAACUUGGGACACCGGAAGCAGGCCGGGAACGCAGGGGUGG